AUAAAGUGCCAAGAAGAUGAUGAUGAAGAAGAAGAAGAAGAAGAAGAAGAAGAAGAAGAAGCAGCUAUGGUGUUGUCAUGUCAACGGAUCCACCUCCUGUGUGUGUGGACUGAAGCAAACAUAUAGCAACCAAGAAUUCCAUGUUUAUUCACCUGCCACUAAUCUUUCGGCACCUGUAAAUUGUACAGCUAUCGUCGCAUUCAUGGCCCAUUACAGAGCCUCGGAAUCAAAAAGAGAACAGUUUAGAAGAUACCUUGAAAAAUCUGGAGUUCUUGACACUAUAACAAGAGUUUUAGUGUCACUGUAUGAAGAGACUGACAAACCUGACAAUGCACUGGAUUUCAUAAAGCUUCACCUUGGUGCAGCUGCUUUAGAGCCAGCAGACGCUGAGGCUCUUCGUAUGGAGCUGUCUGACCUACAUCAGAAAUGUAACCUGCUUAUGGAGGAGAACGAAGAACUGAGAAACAGGCUGCUGCAGUACGAACCAUCACCUGAGGAGGGAGCAGCGUAGUAGAAAGGAUUUUUGUCAUCACUGUCUAGAGUUUAAAAAAAAAAAUUAAACAAUAGCAAUUUUUGAAGAAUAUGUAAAUGUUUAUUAAAUGGAUGUACAGUGAACACAGAAUCACUGCUAUUCUUUUGUUAUAUAACAAGAAACAACUUUUGCUUUGGCAAUCUCAUUGUUCCUGUUUUCAACCAAAGGAUACGCUUACACACGCAGCAACC
Epinephelus fuscoguttatus (brown-marbled grouper) is the source of this 723-nucleotide messenger RNA. Its product is annotated as c-Myc-binding protein-like. Gene Ontology annotation, biological process: regulation of DNA-templated transcription. The record is from RefSeq and is a predicted model, not a curated record. Gene Ontology annotation, cellular component: nucleus. Lineage: Eukaryota; Metazoa; Chordata; Actinopteri; Perciformes; Serranidae. Bases 17 to 511 code for a protein of 164 amino acids. The transcript has 5 exons. Gene Ontology annotation, molecular function: transcription coactivator activity.